This is a messenger RNA of Angiostrongylus costaricensis, 651 nucleotides long. NCBI's taxonomy places the organism in Eukaryota, Metazoa, Nematoda, Chromadorea, Rhabditida, Metastrongylidae. The record is from the annotation of a GenBank genome assembly.
UUGAUUCUUGUUGUUAAUGAUUGUGUUGAUAUUGUUUUUGUUGAUGUUUUUAUUUUACAGUCAAUUGCUUUUAUUACUUUGUAUGAGCGGCAUUUAUUGGGUAGAAGGCAGGUUCGUUUAGGUCCUACUAAGGUGAGUUUUAUGGGUAUUUUACAAGCUUUGUUAGAUGGGGUUAAGUUAUUAAAGAAAGAGCAAGUUUUACCCCUUUAUACUUCUGAUUUAGUAUUUGUUUUAGUGCCUGGAGUUUCUUUUGUGUUGAUGUAUUUAAGGAUGGAGUAUUCUUUGUUGUUUUUUUUAUGCUUAUUAGGUUUUGGGGUUUAUUCAGUUAUGUUAAGUGGUUAUAUUAGAAAGUCCAAAUAUGGGAUAGUUGGUGCUUUACGGGCAAGAAGGCAGAGAGUUUCUUAUGAAAUUGCUUUUUCAAUUUAUUUAUUGGCUGUAAUGUUAAUAGUAGUUAAUCGAGCUCCUUUUGAUUUUGCGGAGGGUGAGAGAGAGUUAGUGAGUGGUUAUAAUGUAGAGUUUGGUAGAGUAGCUUUUGUACUUUUAUUCUUGAGAGAAUAUGGUAGGUUAAUUUUUUUUUUUUUUUCUUUAAUAAUUUUUAUUCGGAGUUCAUAUCCUCGUUAUCGUUAUGAUUUGAUAAUAGGAAUAUUUUGA